GCAGAUCCAAGAGACUUAUUUGGAAGUUUGAGCAGACCCAUAAAGAGGAAAAGAAACCUCACCAAUGUCUAAGCCAAGGUUGGAGGGCAAGGUGGUCCUUAUCACAGGUGCAGCCGGUGGGAUUGGUGAGGAGGCAGUGAGACUAUUUGCAGAAAAUGGAGCCUUUGUUGUUUCUGCUGACAUUCAAGAUGAAUUGGGUCCUCACGUUGUCGCCUCAAUAGGCUCCGAAAGAGUUAGCUAUUGCCACUGUGAUGUAAGAGAUGAAAACCAAGUUGAGAAAACAGUGAACUACACGUUGGACAAAUAUGGCAGCCUGGACAUUUUGUUCAGCAAUGCAGGUGUCUUGGGUCCAAUGACUGGCAUAUUAGACCUUGACUUUCAAGGCUUUGACAACACCAUGGCCACGAACGUUCGCGGCGUUGCUGCAACAAUCAAACACGCGGCACGUGCCAUGGUGGCUCGAAAGGUACAUGGUUCAAUCAUAUGCACAACAAGUGUGGCAGCUUCUAUUGGAGGUAUAUCUCCACAUGCUUACACAACUUCAAAACAUGCUCUGUUGGGUUUGGUGAGAGGAGCUUGCAGUGAGCUUGGG
Molecule: messenger RNA, 592 nt
Organism: Prunus mume (Japanese apricot)
Lineage: Eukaryota; Viridiplantae; Streptophyta; Magnoliopsida; Rosales; Rosaceae
Source: RefSeq, a predicted model, not a curated record